This is a messenger RNA of Trichobilharzia szidati, 3886 nucleotides long. The record is from the annotation of a GenBank genome assembly. Lineage: Eukaryota; Metazoa; Platyhelminthes; Trematoda; Strigeidida; Schistosomatidae.
CAGGUUAUGUAAACUGUCUCUCCAAUCAGAAUAGUAGGCGGUUGCGCGUUAUUCGAUUCUGUGUGCAGGGUUGUCAAUUAAAAGUAGGGAGGUUUGGCGGAUAAUGCCACACAAACUGCCUUUCCGUAUUGUUUAUGUAUCCAGCCAAGAUGAACAUUUUCCCGCUACAGAGUUAAAUAUUCACCACCCAGCGACCAAAGGAUGGGUGUCGUCUCGAUUCCCUGCCUACCCACAACACCUUAUUCUCGUUCUGGAAGGAAAGGCUAGUCUUCGUAAAAUCCAAGUGCUUUCCCACCAGUACCUCAUAGCUUCAAAGAUAGAAUUUUUUGUUGGGGAUACUUCAGACGAUGACAUAAGUCAUUUCAGAAAUGCUAGAUUUACUAGAUUAGGAUAUGUAGCACUUUCUGACAAUCAAACAACAGAGUUCAAAGCUAGGGAACUAAAGUCUGUUCAUAUUGACGCAACAGGAUCUUUCAUCCAACUGUUUUUGCAUAAAAAUUACCCUAAUAGUUUAAAUUUAUACGACCAGGUUGGAAUUGUCGCUAUCAAUGUGAUUGGUGAUUUUGUGAAUAGAAACUUGCACUCUGACCCUGGAGAUUAUUCCGCGACUAUCUACAAACCGGAUUACAUUCCUCCUACAGAAGACUUGGCAUUUGAUAUGUACCAGGACCCUGAAGUCGCCAAUAUAAUAAGAAGACUAGAAAAGCAGAAACGUGUGGCUGUUAAAGCUGAACUUUUCGAUCAAGCUCAAAAUAUAAGAGAUGCCAUUAUCCAACUGCAACAGGUUGGCGAGCGCCUCGGUGGAUUAGCACUUGAAAAGCAACAAGCCGUUGAGGAAGAAAAUUACGAGCAGGCGAAACUAAAGAAGAAUGAAAUGACUGAAAUACGUGCAAACUUGUAUCGGGAUAUUGAUUUAAUGAAAUUAUUGUCUGCAGAAGACCAGGAACAAAUUUACAGUCGAUUUGAAGGCUCAUCGGCUGAUGAGAGCAACGAACGAAACAAAAUGAAACGAAUACCACCAGUACGCUUUCAAAGUAUAUUGACAGCAGGUGAUGCAAAUGAAAACUGGCCAAAUGAUGAAUCAUUUGACAGUAAUAACAAUAAUCAAUCUUCUGACUACUUUCCAUUUCGUCGUGCAUAUCCCGCGAUUGACCCCGAUGAACGUCCUUUGCCAGCACUUAAAAACAGAUUUAAAGAUAUUGGUAGACCUUUACGUGGAGUUGAAGUCGAACCAUACACAUCAGAUUUUUCGGUUCCAGUACGUAAUGAAGAAACUUAUGAUGAUUCACAACAUUCUGAGCAUAUACCAGUUGAUUUAAAUGGGCCUAUUCCUGGAGAUAUAGAUUCGUAUGAAGAUGAACAAACUAUGAAAUACUUGCAACAAGCGGCUCACGGACGUGUGCUGGAAAAUGAAGAAAAUUAUCCUUCCGGUAUUAUUGAUCUUCCUGAACCAAUGAGUGAAACCAACCGACGUCAGGCUGUUGUAGCCAUUGAUGUUGUUGGAAUUAAUCUUGUUACGAAGGCCUAUAGUAAAUCCUGGGUUUUUCGUGAAAAAGCUCUCCUUGAAUUAGAACAACGUGUUACCGCACCAAAGCUUCUUCCUCCAGCAUCACUGCCAGAUCUGGCGAACCCUGAUCCGAAAGCAGAAAUCCGAUCCACUACAUUUCUUUUACGGCGGGCAUUAAGCGACCAGGUCUUGUCGAUAUUUCGUUUGGCCACUAAGUUUAUCAAAUCAACUAUUGUCGAUUUUGCUGAUAGAUAUUCUAUUCCACGACCAGAUUUAUAUUAUUGUAUGGAUAAAUUAACCCCAGUGAUUUUCCAACGUACUGGUGAUCCUUCAUCACGUAUUAGAGAUAUAGCUAAAAGGAAAAUUUUGGAGAUUGCCCAGUGGCCACAGAUGAAACAGAAUACAACAUUUUGGAACGAAUUAGUUCGGCCAUUCUCUCCUGUAACAUUAGAUCGAUUAGUUUUGAGUCGAAUUGAACUUGCAACAGAAUUAUAUGCUAUUCGAGGUGUAGAUCCUGUUUUCAAUGAACACGGACAUGCAAAUCAAGGAAGUUUCACAUUAGAGGCACUGACCAUAUUCACGGCUAAAUGCUUAGACCAUCGGUCAAAUGAGGUACGUGAGGCAGCCGAAAAUCUUAUUGUCGCUCUCUAUCGUUCAGAAGAUCGAGCUACUGUCCGUCGAGUAAUACCCUUAGAUGAUGCCAAUUCUCAAAGACAUCCCUUAUACAGAAGGCUACUUGGGAAAUUUGACAGAAUCGAUGGAAGAUUAGCUGCACAUUCAAGUGGUCAACUACCAGGAAUUACAGCUUCAGCUAAGCAAAGAGAAGUUGAGGCUCUUCAGGCGGACGUCCAACAACUCCGCGCUAUGGUUGAACACGGAAAUCGUAAUAAUCAUGCCGUGAAUCAACGAAAUUUACAAGAACCACGUAACGUACAACCUUCAAUGCCUGAUAGGAAAUCUGCUACAAAAUUUAAAAGUAAUGACCGUAAGCCUACGCACAAUUCACAGUUUGUCCCCUCUUCUGUAUCUCCAAAUCGUCAAAAUCAUACUUCCAACAAUCAAGAUGGACCAGUAUUUCAAAAAAAUGAAAAAUCAUCUCAAAAUCCUACAGUUCCCAGUGUUCAUACUCAAUCAAAUCAACAUACUGAAGAGGCAGAGUUUCUGCUUAGUUUAGAUAAAACUUGUAUAUUUUGUGGAGAACAUAACGAAUCUUUUACAGAAGAGGGUUUAGAUUUACAUUAUUGGAAAACUUGUCCAAUGCUUCAUCGUUGCUCUAAUUGUAAACAGGUAGUUGAAAUAGCUGGUUUAACCGAUCAUUUACUCAAAGAGUGUGAGGCUUGUCUUCCUGGACAAUAUGUACGUUGCCGGCGGUGCACAGAAGCUGUGUUAAAAACUCAUUUAAACUCCCACAACUGUUCACCUACAAAGCUGUCAUCUGGAUUACGUUGUCCCCUUUGUCAUCAUGAUCUUCCAUCUCUGCCAGAUUCAGUUGCUCCCGGUGGACCUGAAGAUGUUUGGAAAGCUCACUUAUUAGGCUCUAAUACUAUAAAUAUACCUCGUUGUACAGAGAAUCCAAGAAGUCUACAUCACCAGGAGAAACAUAGUGGUCAUUUUACGAAGGUUAAAACCACUACAGAUAGUAAUAAAAAUAAAAGUGGAAUACCCCGACUGUCGAAUGCUGCUAAAGUUCAUCCAGUUUGACCAAAUUGUCACUACAGUCUUUUCUCAUUAUCUCUCCUUUUUUCCUUCUUCUAACCUUAUUCCAGUUACUUCAGUCAUCUUUUUUACUCAAAUUCUAUCGUGUAAUCCCGCUAAAACCAAUAGCAUGAUACGAUAGGAUAGAAAAGCGUCUGUAAAUGUUUGUGUUUAUUUCUUCCAUUUGUUUUACGUUUGUGUCAAGUUGCUGUCGUCCACCUUCAUGUAUGUAAAUGCGUGUGUGUGUGUGAUAUAAAUGGGAAAACGGGAGUUUUUUUUACCAAUUUUAACCAAAUUCCUGUAAAGUGAUAUGUUGUUCAAGUGUUAUUUAGUAUAUUCCCCCGCCCUUCCUUCUGAGUUUCAAGAAAAUUUGUUUAUCAUGUUUAUGUGAUAACAUCUUCAAGACAAAAUUUUCCACACUCUGUGUGAACUAGUUGUGAAAAGCCAAAUAAAUCGAUUUUAGUGAAUUUUACUUAUUCAUAAAUGUAACGGUAUAUUGUGCAUAUUUCCUGUACUUUCAUAUCUACCUUUUUCUUCUUAUUUUUGAAAUAUACUAACUAAUAUAUGCCACUAUAAUCUGUGUUUGUAAUUAAUUAAGUGGAUCGGUUUCUUUGUUCAUUUAACUUUUAUUAUCAUCAUCAUAAUCAUUAUUUCGUCGUCAUUUACUCUUUGUAAAAAUAAAAG